Molecule: messenger RNA, 3645 nt
Organism: Tarenaya hassleriana
Lineage: Eukaryota; Viridiplantae; Streptophyta; Magnoliopsida; Brassicales; Cleomaceae
Product: valine--tRNA ligase, mitochondrial 1-like
Exons: 21
Coding region: 37-3387 (1116 amino acids)
Biological process (GO): valyl-tRNA aminoacylation
Cellular component (GO): cytosol
Molecular function (GO): valine-tRNA ligase activity; ATP binding; aminoacyl-tRNA deacylase activity
Source: RefSeq, a predicted model, not a curated record
CACCGCGGUAGGCAACCCUAAGUGCUUGCUCUGUCUAUGUCACUGUUCUUCCUCGGGAGGGCCAAGCCGUUACUUCUAUCGUCUUUUACAUUUCGUUGCCAAGCCUGCUUUUCACCUCUUCGUCUACCGUCGCGCUCGUUUCACGCGACCGGAAUCAUGUCGGAACCGGAGAAGAAGAUCGAGACGGAUGAGGACCUCGAGCGGAAGAAGAAGAAGGAAGAGAAGGCCAGGGAAAAGGAGUUGAAGAAGCAGAAAGCUUUGGAGAAAGCAAAGCUAGCUGAACUGAAGGCAAAACAAGCAAAAGAUGGCACAAACGCCCCUAAAAAGAGCUCAAAGAAGAGUGCAAAACGGGAUGCUUCAGAAGAUAAUCCGCAGGAUUUCGUGGACCCAGAAACUCCACUUGGUGAGAGGAAAAGACUCUCUGCACAGAUGGCAAAACAAUACAGUCCUGAUGCUGUAGAGAAAUCGUGGUAUGCAUGGUGGGAAAAAUCUUGCUUUUUCAAGGCGGACUCUAAGAGUUCCAAGCCACCCUUUGUUAUUGUGCUUCCUCCUCCAAAUGUUACUGGGGCCUUGCAUAUUGGCCAUGCACUAACAUCUGCAAUAGAGGAUACAAUUAUUCGUUGGAAGAGAAUGUCUGGUUAUAAUGCUUUGUGGGUACCCGGCGUUGAUCAUGCUGGUAUAGCUACGCAGGUUGUGGUUGAGAAGAAGCUUAUGCGUGAAAGGCAUAUGACUAGGCAUGACCUUGGCCGUGAAGAAUUUGUAAAAGAAGUGUGGAAGUGGAAGAAUGAGUAUGGUGGUACAAUUCUAGGACAACAACGUCGUUUGGGAGCUUCUCUUGAUUGGUCCCGUGAGUGUUUUACAAUGGACGAGCAAAGAUCAAGGGCUGUCACGGAGGCCUUUGUGAGAUUAUACAAGGAAGGGCUUAUAUAUCGGGAUCUUCGACUUGUUAAUUGGGAUUGUAUCCUGAGAACUGCCAUAUCUGAUAUUGAGGUUGAUUAUACUGACAUCAAGGAACGAACUUUGCUUAAAGUCCCUGGCUAUGAGAAGCCGGUUGAAUUCGGUGUUCUUACUUCUUUUGCCUACCCUCUUGAAGGGGGUUUGGGUGAGGUUGUUGUAGCUACUACUAGGGUUGAAACCAUGCUUGGUGAUACUGCUAUUGCUAUUCAUCCAAAUGAUGUGAGGUACAAGCAUCUUCAUGGAAAAUUUGCUAUUCACCCAUUUAAUGGAAGAAAACUACCGAUUAUUUGUGAUGCAAUACUUGUUGAUCCAGAAUUUGGUACUGGUUGUGUUAAGAUUACUCCUGCACAUGACCCCAAUGAUUUUGAGGUUGGAAAGCGCCAUAAUCUGCAAUUUAUAAACAUAUUCACGGAUGAUGGAAAGAUCAAUACCAAUGGUGGACCUGAGUUUACAGGGAUGGCCCGCUUUGCAGCUCGUGAAGCUGUUGUUGAAGCUCUUGAAAAGAAGGGACUGUACCGAGGUGCCAAAAACAAUGAAAUGAGGCUUGGGCUUUGCUCGAGAACCGGCGAUGUCAUUGAGCCUAUGAUAAAGCCUCAAUGGUAUGUCAAUUGCAGCACUUUGGGGAAGGAGGCUCUCGAUGCUGCUAUAAAUGAUGAAAACAAGAAGCUUGAGUUUAUUCCAAAGCAAUACACAGCAGAAUGGAAAAGGUGGCUUGAGAACAUACGGGACUGGUGUAUUUCAAGACAGCUUUGGUGGGGCCACAGAAUUCCAGCAUGGUAUGCCACCCUAGAGGAUGAUCAACUGAAAGAACUUGGCGCAUACAGUGACCAUUGGGUUGUUGCUAGAAACCAAGAGGAGGCUAGAAAAGAGGCUGCUCUUAAAUUUGCUGGAAAGAAGUUUGAGCUGUCUCAAGAUCCCGAUGUGCUUGAUACAUGGUUUUCUUCUGGUCUCUUCCCAUUAUCUGUUUUGGGAUGGCCAGAUGAAACUGAUGACUUCAGAGCAUUCUAUCCAACAUCUGUUCUUGAAACUGGACAUGACAUUCUCUUCUUCUGGGUUGCUCGUAUGGUUAUGCUGGGAAUGAAACUAGGAGGCGAUGUUCCGUUCAGCAAGGUUUAUUUGCAUCCUAUGAUACGUGAUGCACAUGGGCGUAAGAUGUCAAAAUCUCUUGGAAAUGUAAUUGAUCCUCUUGAAGUAAUAAACGGGGUAACACUCGAAGGCCUUCAUAAGAGGCUAGAAGAGGGUAACUUGGAUCCAAAGGAGCUGGUUGUUGCCAAAGAAGGGCAAGUGAAGGAUUUUCCAAAUGGUAUCCCUGAAUGUGGUGCUGAUGCUCUCCGUUUUGCACUUGUCUCGUACACAGCUCAGUCUGAUAAAAUAAACCUGGAUAUCCUACGAGUGGUUGGUUACCGUCAAUGGUGUAACAAACUAUGGAACGCUGUCAGAUUUGCAAUGAUGAAGCUUGGCGAGGGUUACACCCCUCUGCCAACUCAAAACCCUGAAACCAUGCCAUUCAGUUGCAAGUGGAUUCUUUCGGUGCUGAAUAAGGCAGUAACAAAAACAGUGGAAUCCUUGAAUGCGUAUGAGUUCUCGGAUGCAGCCAACACAGUGUAUGCAUGGUGGCAAUACCAGUUCUGUGACAUAUAUAUCGAGGCGAUCAAACCUUACUUUGCUGGUGACAACCCAGCAUUUGCCUCGGAGAGGGUGCAUGCUCAACAUGCUCUCUGGGUGUGUUUGGAGACGGGUUUGAGACUACUCCACCCAUUUAUGCCUUUUGUUACCGAAGAAUUAUGGCAACGAUUGCCCUCACCCAAAGACUAUCAAAGGGAGGCUUCUAUCAUGAUCUGUGACUACCCAUCUACUAUGGAGAACUGGACAAAUGAAACGGUGGAAACCGAAAUGGAGACCGUUCUGGCAACUGUCAGAUCUCUUAGGGCUCUCAGAGCGGAGCUGCUGGAGAAACAGAAAAAUGAAAGAUUACCAGCCUUUGCUCUAUGUGAAAAUAACUCAACAUCAGAAAUUGUUAAAUCCCACGAGUUGGAGAUCAGAACCCUAGCAAACCUAUCAUCCUUGGAGGUUCUGUUAAAGGGAGAGCACUCGGCCCCGGCUGGAUCUGCAGUCGAGACAGUGAAUGAGAACCUCAAGGUCUAUCUCAAAGUUGAUGGAGCCAUUAAUGCAGAAGCUGAACGAGAAAAGAUCAGAAACAAGAAGGACGAGAUUCAAAAGCAAACAGAGAAGUUGAAGAAGAUGAUGAGCGUGAAUGGGUACGAAGAGAAGGUCCCUGCACAUAUAAAGGAAGAGAACGCCACUAAGCUCACCAAGCUUCUCCAAGAAUUCAAUUUCUUUGAGAAGGAGAGUGUGCGUCUUGACGCAGAGACGACGGCGUCAGGACAACACAACAGACCCCCAAUGUCGGAGGAUGACAGAAACAUAUAAGAGUCGAGUUAAAGCCUCGAAUCACGAAGAUUUUGAUUUAUGAGAGAAAAGGGUUAUUGCACAAUUUGGAAGGUUUUGUCCUUUCGAUUCUUUGUCCUAUUUAUAGACUGACCAGUUUUGUUGCAUUGUAAACCGUACAACUCAGUGUUGUGGGUCUUUUGUCUUGGGUGAUGUUUAAUUACAGGGAUCAUUAUCCGUCUGGAACAGAGGUUUCUCAUAUGAUAAAAAGAAGAAGAAGAAGAGGGCUCAUUUCAUGUA